UUGCCCCAAGUCACAGUGUCAGGAAGUCUGGCUUUAGAUUCUGUACCUUUCUGCCUUCCAACAGUCACCACGUAUAUAACCAGCACUCCAUAGAGUGGGGACUUUGACCCUUGAUGAAGAAGCUAUAAUCUGGGCAUAAAAACUCCUGCCCUUCAAGCGGCUGAGAUGUGAGAGGAGUUCUUACCCCGCUCAUUGAAAUCACCAUUUGCUAUUUUGGCCUCGUCUGUGAAGUCCUGGUGCUUGAUGGCCGAGGCCAUCUCCUGGGCCGCCUGGCGGCCAUCGUGGCCAAGCAGGUACUGCUGGGCCGCAAGGUGGUGGUUGUGCGCUGUGAGGGCAUCAACAUUUCUGGCAAUUUCUACAGAAACAAGUUGAAGUACCUGGCCUUCCUGCGCAAACGGAUGAACACCAACCCGUCCCGCGGCCCUUACCACUUCCGAGCCCCCAGCCGCAUCUUUUGGCGGACGGUGCGAGGCAUGCUGCCCCACAAGACCAAGCGAGGCCAGGCCGCCUUGGACCGCCUCAAGGUGUUUGACGGGAUCCCACCGCCCUAUGACAAGAAAAAGCGAAUGGUGGUUCCCGCCGCCCUCAAGGUUGUGCGUCUGAAGCCUACCCGGAAGUUUGCCUACCUUGGGCGCCUGGCUCAUGAGGUUGGCUGGAAGUACCAGGCCGUCACAGCCACCCUGGAGGAGAAGAGGAAGGAGAAGGCCAAGAUGCAUUACCGCAAGAAAAAGCAGCUCAUGAGGCUACGGAAACAGGCCGAAAAGAACGUGGAGACGAAAAUUAACAAAUUCACAGAGGUCCUCAAGACCCAUGGACUCCUGGUCUGAGCCCAAUAAAAUUGACUGUUAUUCCUCA
Myotis lucifugus (little brown bat) is the source of this 855-nucleotide messenger RNA. It is a transcript of the gene RPL13A, whose product is annotated as ribosomal protein L13a. The coding region runs from base 399 to 827 and encodes 142 amino acids. Gene Ontology annotation, cellular component: ribosome; cytosolic large ribosomal subunit. The record is from RefSeq and is a predicted model, not a curated record. Gene Ontology annotation, biological process: translation; negative regulation of translation. The transcript is spliced from 8 exons. Lineage: Eukaryota; Metazoa; Chordata; Mammalia; Chiroptera; Vespertilionidae. Gene Ontology annotation, molecular function: structural constituent of ribosome; mRNA binding.